CAGAGCGCCAAGUCCGAAAACUUGUUGUCCAUUCCUUUGCUAGGUCUUCCAACUAGUAGACGUGUUAUAGUUCAGUUCCUGUUCAUUUUCUUUGUACUUUAGAAUUUCUCAAGUUUUACCAUGUUGUCUGCACGUUCCCCAAAAAGCACCCAGGGAUUCAAGGAGCAAGAAUUGUCCAGACGUAUGAACGAUUCGUGCAAGAUUGCUGAUCAAGAAAACCAGAUUCCAAGUUCCCGUAUUCUUGCCAAGAAAACCGCUAACAAAAUAUUAUCAGACAGUCAAACACAGAAUAUUAAACAGAUUAUUACAGAUGUUGAACCAGUGAAACUUGAAAAAAGAAAGUCAAAACCUCAGAAUAAUGAAGAUGAACCGCUGCUUCGUGACAAUCCUCGUCGUUUUGUAAUUUUUCCAAUAAAGUACCACGACAUCUGGCAGAUGUACAAGAAAGCAGAAGCUUCGUUCUGGACUGCUGAGGAAGUGGACCUUUCAAAAGACUUGGCUCAUUGGGCCAGCCUCAAGGACGAUGAGAGGCAUUUUAUUUCGCAUGUUUUAGCAUUCUUUGCUGCCAGUGAUGGGAUUGUCAAUGAAAAUUUGGUUGAGCGAUUUAGUCAAGAAAUACAAGUUACAGAAGCGCGUUGUUUUUAUGGGUUCCAAAUAGCAAUAGAAAACAUUCAUUCAGAGAUGUACAGUCUUUUGAUUGAUACAUAUAUCCGGGAUCCACAGGAAAGGGAAUAUUUGUUCAAUGCUAUUGAAACUUUACCACCAGUGAAAAGGAAGGCACAGUGGGCAUUGAACUGGAUCAAUGCUGACAAUGCCACCUAUGGUGAACGGGUUGUGGCAUUCGCUGCUGUUGAAGGGAUCUUUUUCUCUGGCUCGUUUGCUUCAAUUUUCUGGUUGAAAAAAAGGGGUCUGAUGCCUGGUUUGACCUUCUCUAAUGAACUUAUCAGCAGGGAUGAGGGUUUACAUUGCGACUUUGCCUGUUUGAUGUUCAGUCACCUUACAAAUAAACCAUCACAGCAGAGAAUAAUUGAAAUUAUCAGAGAUGCCGUUAAGAUUGAACAAGAAUUUCUAACUGAUGCCCUACCGGUGUCACUGAUUGGAAUGAACAAAGAUCUCAUGAAACAGUACAUAGAGUUUGUUGCGGACAGACUUCUACUUGACCUUGGUUGCAAUAAGAUUUACAAUAAAGAAAAUCCCUUUGACUUCAUGGAAAACAUUUCACUUGAAGGAAAGACAAACUUUUUUGAAAAACGUGUUGGAGAAUAUCAGAAGAUGGGAGUAAUGUCAUCACCCUGCGAUAACAAAUUCACACUAGAGGCUGAUUUCUGAAGUGUGUACUCGCGUUAUCUUCCAUCUAAACAUUCAGCAGUGCAUCAUGCUACAUUAGGUGCUUUCAAACUCACCUCAGCAUUGAUAACUUCCAAAGACAUUUUGCUCACUAUUUUAUUUUAAUGAUUUGGACGUUAACACUUCCCUGAAAUGACAAACUACUAUGCAUUUGGAUUUCUGUGCUGAUUUCCGGUUCGCUGUAUCGUGCAACAUGGAAUUCAAUCUGUAUGUCUGGUUACAUCAUUCGAUCUGGCUAUAUAAAUCUGUACAUGGAAUAGCAAUAUCGUAUUUUUAAAGCUUUAGCAAGUAUAUUUUAGUCUAUUGACUUUAUUAUAUGGAGACCUAGCUUCGGUGUAUUUGCUUUUUAAUGUGUAUAGUUUUUGUAUUGCUUUUAACUGUUAGUAUGUUGAAGGAAGUAUUGUAGAAUUGAUUGAAUUUUAACGUUUCUUUGAACAUGUAUUAUCUUAAAGUGUAUUUAAUUAUAAAAAGAACAAUUUUACAUAAA
Messenger RNA from Saccoglossus kowalevskii, 1834 nucleotides. Its product is annotated as ribonucleoside-diphosphate reductase subunit M2-like. Gene Ontology annotation, cellular component: cytosol. The record is from RefSeq and is a predicted model, not a curated record. Gene Ontology annotation, molecular function: ribonucleoside-diphosphate reductase activity, thioredoxin disulfide as acceptor. NCBI's taxonomy places the organism in Eukaryota, Metazoa, Hemichordata, Enteropneusta, Harrimaniidae. Gene Ontology annotation, biological process: deoxyribonucleotide biosynthetic process.